Messenger RNA from Boleophthalmus pectinirostris (great blue-spotted mudskipper), 2488 nucleotides. Its product is annotated as collagen alpha-1(XXIII) chain-like. The coding region runs from base 37 to 525 and encodes 162 amino acids. Lineage: Eukaryota; Metazoa; Chordata; Actinopteri; Gobiiformes; Gobiidae. The transcript has 10 exons. The record is from RefSeq and is a predicted model, not a curated record.
CAGCCAGGUCCACCAGGUCCACCUGGUCCACCGGGAAUGCCUGGGUCUCCUGGAUCCACAGGCUUACAUGGAAUGCCUGGGCCAAAGGGUGAACCUGGGGUUGGGAUAAAGGGUGAGAAGGGAGAAGCUGGAUCACCUGGUUUCAGAGGCUCUGAUGGUCACCCAGGUUCACCUGGGUCUCCUGGGUUGGUGGGUCUUCCUGGUGCCAAGGGUGAAAAAGGCAGACCGGGAGAACCUGGACUAGAUGGUUUCCCAGGAAUGAUGGGGGAGAAAGGUGACAGAGGCGAGAGGGGAGAGAAGGGUGACAGAGGAGCAGUAGGAAAGAGGGGUCUGAAGGGUCAGAAGGGGGAGCAGGGCCCUCCCGGUCUGGACCAGCCCUGUCCUGUGGGCUGUUCUGAGACUAAAGGUCAGUCAGUCGAGCCUCCGCCCUCUUCCUCUCCACCUCCUCUUCCUCCUGUUGCCCCUGAAGCACCUUGCCCUCUGGGACAUGAUGGUUUGCCAAUACCAGGCUGCUGGCAUAAGUGAUAACUAACUUCCAGCAUGGGAUCUGUACAUAUUGAUAUAGUAUAUUUUGCAGUUGAAUACCACACCCAUAACCUGCUCCCUUUUUGUAAAGAACAUUCGAUAAUAUAUGAAGAUGAACAGAGAUUUUUUGUCUAUAGUAGUGUGCCUUUUUGAAGAUGUUUCUUGGAUAACUCAGUUUGAGGCUAAGGACAGUGUACAGCCUGGAGUGGAGGAGUGCUGCCUUACUAACAGAGUCUUGCUGCCUGAUUUUGACCUCCAAUCAUUGGGCUGAUGUCUUUGAAUGGACAGUUUGACCAGCAAAUACAGACAUGUGAGUUUUGUACUAUUCCCUGUCUUUCACAAGGAGGAGAUGGCGAGGCAAAAGCUCAAACGCAAGCGACUUUCUCAGCCUUGAAUCAGCGUGGGAUCUGAUUGAGAAAAUGCAUUUUGACAAGAGGCAGUCUGGCCUAUAUGGAGCUGGAGAAGCUUUGUCAUGCCAAAGUAAUGUGGCGCUGGACACUCAGAGCCACUGUUAAAUGUCCAGGAGGGGGCGACAGAGGACACAGCAUUUUUGGGCUCUGCCUUUGGUCAGUGGCACAUAAGGAUAUUUACUGCACAGAGGGGACGCUCUCCUGGACAGUUUCAAAAAGGUGUUUUGCAAACUAAUGCAUGAUCGUGGAGACAGUCUUUACGAAUUGUAGUCCCAGUUUGACACAAUGACGGUAGAUUUUAUAGUCAGUGAGUCAAGUUAGUGGAUUUGUAUUUUAACAUUAUUUUAAUAUUUUUUAUUUUCUACAGUGGUAUUUGUCCGUUUUCAUUUUGCAUUCCUGUGCUUGGUCAUACCAGGUGAACAUAAAGACAUAUGUAUAAGAUGGAAAAGUAAUAAUUUUCAUUAAUUCAUGCUGUAGGUUGUAUGAGAAAUAGAACAAGGCUUUUCAAAUGUAUCAAACAAACGCAAAAGAUGAAAUAUCCAUGUACUUCCAUAUUAGAGCAACAUUAGUUUAAAGAAAGAGGUGGUAAAUCUGCCCAAAAAAAUGUACAAAAAAUGUAACUAUUCUGUUUUAUCGCUGAAAUGCCUUAAUUGUUUAUGGACCAGAAUGCAUUUCAUACUUCCUUCAUCGGGAGGCACAAACAAGGCUAUGCACUGAGUCAAAUUGUUUAAUCGAUGCUUUUCAUCAAACAAUAUCAUAUUUCAAGUCUAAGCCAUAAUAAAUAAAUACACACAUCCUUCCUGUGUAAACAUAUGUUCAACUGAAUUAAACUACUGACUUUUCCAUCUUAUUCUUAUUAAUUGAUGUGUGCCUGCAUGAGUUAAUGAUGCCAAAGUUACAUCUGUAAGAACCAUUUACAGUGUUCAUUGUGAAUCAUGGUGCCAAAAAACAUUGGCCAUGUUUUUGUGCCUUAUUGUGACCGAGAUUAUAUUAGCUGCUCAAUUUUGUGUACAUUAUAUACGUUUUUGAAUUCAAAACUAUGAUUGCCUGAAGAACUAACUGUCAAAAUCCAUUAGCUUAUAUGUGUGUGAUAAAACCACUUUGUAUUUCCUUAGCUGUCUUGCUUAAUGCGUGUGAUCAAUCUUCCUAUUUUCUUUUGUUUUUAUUUUCAUAACAUAAGGCCAGUUUUACUGAUGGUCAGAGCCACCGGACAAGAUGACAAUUACUGAAUGCAUUUUUAAAAAAUAUUAUCAGCAAACCAUUUCAUUAGUUGCAAAUGCUUCUGACAUUUGUGUUUCCUGUAUUUAUUAUUUUUACGUUGCCUUUUCUUUUCAGUUCUUGUAUUUGACCCCUGAUAGUUAGGACUAUUACAUUAUAGGCUAUUGUUUUUGUUGUUGUUUUCUUACUUACUCAUUUCUUACAGUUUCUGUCAACAUUAAUAUAAGCUUCAAUGGAGUUUAAUGGCACAGUAUUAUUUGUGAUCAUGUUUUGUGCAUUUGGUUGUGAAAGAAUUAAGCUAUUUUUGUAAUGACUUGUCUAAAUAUGUAUAACAA